AAAACGGCAAACUGCGGGAUAAUACUGGACAGAUAAGGAUCAUAACCAGAUAUGGCGGACAGAAAGUCAGAACGUCAGGUUGGAAUCAUAGGAAGUGGUUUAAUAGGGCAUAGCUUUGCUAUGCUUUAUGCUGCAGCUGGAUAUCGAGUGCGCAUGUACGAUAUAAAACCGGAACAAGUUCAGCAUGCUUUAUCUAUCAUUGACGACCAACUUGAGCAUCUAUCUGAAAAUGGAUUAUUGCGAGGAAAACUUACAGUCAAAGAGCAAAGGGCACUAAUCACCGGAACGAACGACUUUGCCGAGUGUGUCAAGGACGCCUUCUUUAUACAAGAAUGUGUGAACGAGAGGCUGGAGUUGAAGCGGGAGGUCCAUGCUAAGAUCGAUCCCAUCUGUAGAAAGGACGCCAUUAUUUCAAGCUCCGCUAGUGCAUUGGUUCCGUCUCUUAUUUCUGAGAAUCUCAACAACAAAAAUAGAUUCAUCGUUUGUCAUCCGACAAAUCCUCCAUUCUAUGCCCCUUUGGUGGAGGUGAUUCCAGCCCCUUGGACAGACCCAGAGGUCGUAGUUACGACCAAGGUACUGAUGACAGAGAUUGGACAGGUUCCCGUCAUUGUGAAGAAGGAGAUUGACGGAUUUGUCCUUAAUAGAAUUCAGUACUCAAUCAUUGGAGAAUGCUGGAGACUAUAUGAGGAGGGGGUAAUGAGCGCGGAGGACAUUGAUAAGGUGAUGUCAGAGGGACUUGGACGGAGGUACGCUUUCAUGGGUCCUCUGGAGACAGCCUACCUUAACGCCGACGGAAUGCUCAGUUAUGGGGAUCGAUACCGUGACAUGAUAUACAGAGUUCAGUCCUCCUUUGGUCCCCCAAGGAAAAUGGAGGGUCCCACUCUGGAAAAGAUACACAACGAAAUGGCAGCCAGAAUCCCGCUAGAUAAACUUCACCAGAGACGAAAAUGGCGGGACAUUCGUCUUGCAUCACUCCAAAAAUUAAAGAAUGAACUAGAUGAAUCUCAUUCAUAGACUUUGGUUUAGGACGGAAAUGUUCACUGGAUAUAUUUUUCUGUUGGUGUUUAACAUUUUAUUUCUAGAGACUGUUGAGAAAUACAUGUAUGUUAAGCAAAACACGUUUUAUUCAAUAAAAAAAUCUCUUACUUAUUUAAUGCAUGUUUAACAUGUAAUGAUUUUUAAGUUUUUGAUUUGCUAAUUAAAAUGACAAGACAAUGCUUUCAAACAGAAACCCAAUCUUUUUGUUAUACAAUACUGUUAUUUAAAUUAAUAUUUUGUAAUAAUUUUAUGUUACAAACAAUUUUGCAAUGUGCAGAUCAGUACUAAAUACACAAAGCUUUUAGAUUCCCUUUUCCCUUUAUUCUUCGAAAAGUAGUAAAUUAUUUAAACUAAAAUGCCAGACCAACAAUUUAUUCAUAUUUGAAAUAACCAAUGAUAUAUUUUGCCAUUUGAUUUUACUUGUUGAAUAAGAUGUAAACUAUUUAAUGCAAAUGGCAAAAGGGACAACAAACAUCUUAUUUUCAUUGCUUGUAUACCCUGCUCUCAUCAAGGUAACGUUUACUUUAUACUGUAGAAGAAAUAUAACAGCUGAAAUGAUGUAUAAAUAUGCGAGGCUUGCCAAGAGAAAUAAACAUUUGAGCGAUUUAUUAA
Messenger RNA from Saccostrea echinata, 1650 nucleotides. Its product is annotated as lambda-crystallin-like. Lineage: Eukaryota; Metazoa; Mollusca; Bivalvia; Ostreida; Ostreidae. The coding region runs from base 52 to 1014 and encodes 320 amino acids. Gene Ontology annotation, biological process: fatty acid metabolic process. Gene Ontology annotation, molecular function: NAD+ binding; oxidoreductase activity, acting on the CH-OH group of donors, NAD or NADP as acceptor. The transcript has 7 exons. The record is from RefSeq and is a predicted model, not a curated record.